AUGAAUCUCGAAUGCUCUGGUGACGAUGCAUACAACGUAUGGGCAUUUUUGAAGUUUAAGCAAAUUAAAAAGAGCGACCUUGGAAAGAAUUCACAAGAGCUUGACCCUACUGAGGAGACGGAUCACGAAGAGGAUGUUGAUACUGAUGAUGCCUUCGUUGAGACUGUGGUUGAACAACCUGAAGAGGAUGAGGAAACUGGUGAGGAGGGUGAAGCAGAGGAAAUCCCAGCUGAGGUGGCUGAAGCUGAGGAAAAUGAAGAAGAGGCGCCUGACACUGAAGAGGAAUCUCUUGCAGAUGAAGAAGAACCAGAGGAGGCACCUGUUGAAGAAGGAAUUGUGGAGGGUGAACCAGAAGAGGUGUUAGAAGUUUUCGUAGCUGGGAACUUUGAGCAGCGCAUCAAACAAGUAGCCAUUCCGGAUUCCAUUAACUUUGGUUUGAACCACGACUACCACUGUAAAGAGUUAGAUGCAGAGCUUACCCAAUAG
Messenger RNA from Cylicocyclus nassatus, 486 nucleotides. The record is from the annotation of a GenBank genome assembly. NCBI's taxonomy places the organism in Eukaryota, Metazoa, Nematoda, Chromadorea, Rhabditida, Strongylidae.